AUGGACCUUCAAGCAUUCCACGGACGACCCUUCUCAGAGGCAGAAACGGCCUUGUAUAGCAUCAUCCAGACUGCUAUGGAACCGUUCCUAAGGGGACAACGGGAUGCUGAUAGGGCCGAGGUGCGCCGGGCUCCGGCAGAGCAGGAGGAGGAGGUUACGAGACAGUUUGGUUCGAUGCUCGAAGACGCUGAACAAUGGUGGCCGGAAGGGCAUGAGGCGGAAGAGACUUUGCAACAAUUGAGAGAAUUCAUUAGCGAUAUCAAUUUCCCUGAUGUCGCCGAAGUGUGA
Messenger RNA from Cryptococcus amylolentus CBS 6039, 288 nucleotides. RefSeq lists its product as hypothetical. The transcript is spliced from 2 exons. The record is from RefSeq and is a predicted model, not a curated record. The coding region runs from base 1 to 288 and encodes 95 amino acids. Lineage: Eukaryota; Fungi; Basidiomycota; Tremellomycetes; Tremellales; Cryptococcaceae.